AUGGUCGGACGUUCUGAGUUUACUACUCUUACUACGGCUGUAGGUACCAUUGGUCAUGUUGCUCACGGCAAGUCGACCGUCGUUCGAGGUCUAUCGGGGGUUAUGACCAUUCGAUUCAAACAAGAGAAGGAGCGCAACAUUACCAUCAAGCUGGGAUACGCUAACGCUAAAAUUUACAAGUGCCAGAAUCCCGACUGUCCUAAUCCUGGUUGUUACACUUCCCACGGAUCUGCCUAUCCUGAUCGCUACACUGAUGAACACGGCGAAUGGGUUGUCGUCCGUCACGUAUCCUUCGUGGAUUGUCCUGGUCAUGAUAUUCUCAUGGCUACUAUGCUUAAUGGUGCUGCAGUAAUGGACGCUGCCAUGCUGCUUAUUGCUGCCAACGAGAAGUGUCCUCAACCACAGACUUCCGAACAUCUGGCCGCCGUCGAGAUAAUGCGACUCCGACAUUUGAUCAUACUCCAGAACAAGGUGGAACUGGUUACUGAGGCUGAGGCCCAGCAGCAGUAUGCCGAUAUUCGAAACUUCGUCAAGGGUACUGUGGCCGACUCCGCGCCGGUUGUGCCCAUCUCGGCCGUGCUUCGAUAUAACUUGGAUGUUGUAGCCGAGUAUCUUUGCACUCAAAUUCCUAUUCCCGUUCGUGAUUUCACUUCGUCCCCCCAAAUGAUCAUCAUUCGGUCAUUCGAUGUUAAUAAGCCUG
Molecule: messenger RNA, 700 nt
Organism: Perkinsus marinus ATCC 50983
Lineage: Eukaryota; Perkinsozoa; Perkinsida; Perkinsidae
Product: translation initiation factor eIF-2, putative
Exons: 6
Biological process (GO): formation of translation preinitiation complex; positive regulation of translational fidelity
Cellular component (GO): eukaryotic translation initiation factor 2 complex; cytosol
Molecular function (GO): translation initiation factor activity; GTP binding; tRNA binding
Source: RefSeq, a predicted model, not a curated record